Molecule: messenger RNA, 744 nt
Organism: Rangifer tarandus platyrhynchus (Svalbard reindeer)
Lineage: Eukaryota; Metazoa; Chordata; Mammalia; Artiodactyla; Cervidae
Source: the annotation of a GenBank genome assembly
AUGGACAUGAAGAGGAGGAUCCACCUGGAGCUGAGGAACCGGACCCCGGCAGCUGUUCGAGAACUUGUCCUGGACAAUUGCAAAUCAAAUGAUGGGAAAAUUGAGGGCUUAACAGCUAAUUUUGGAAAUAAGCUGAAAGAUAUUAGCACCCUGGAACCUUUGAAAAAGGCGGAAUGUCUCAAGAGCCUGGACCUGUUUAACUGUGAGGUCACUAACCUCAAUGACUACCGAGAGAGCGUCUUCAGGCUCCUGCCCCAGCUGACCUAUCUGGAUGGCUAUGGCCGAGAGGAUCGUGAAGCCCCAGAUUCAGAUGCCGAGGUGGAUGGUGUGGAUGAAGACGAGGAUGAUGAGGAAGGAGAAGAUGAGGAUAAGGAGGAGGAUGAAGACAGCGAGGAAGAAGAGUUUGAUGAUGAAGAAGAUGAUGAUGAAGACGAAGAUGAAGAAGGGGAGGAGGAUGAAGAUGAAGUCAAUGGGGAGGAAGAAAAAUUUGGACAAGAUGGAGAAGUUGAUGAAGAUGAUGAGGAUGAGGAUGAAGACAAAGAUGAAGAUGAAGAAGAGGAAGAAAGCGGGAAAGCUAUGCGCUCUGAUCUCAAGUAUGCUUACUUCAGCGUCCUGAGCUGUUGUCUGCUGGUGGCCUCCAAGAAGCCUGAGGAGACAGUCCUGAGGCCCCCGGCUUGGCCUCGCCUCGAGCGGGCCACGCCCCGUCCCGAGCAGGCCCCGCCCAUGAGCAGGCCCCGCCCAUGA